AUGGUGGAAGCAAGGCACUUCACUAUAUAUACUGACCAUAAGCCGAUCAGUUUCUCAUUCCACAAAAGGAAGGACAACUGCUCGCCACGUCAGUAUAGGCAUUUAGAUUUCAUUGCCCAGUUCACCACCGAUAUUAGGCAUAUCUCCGGCAAAGACAAUGUCGUUGCCGACACUUUAAGCCGCACCGAAGAACUGGAGGCACCUGUUGACCUGACUGCUAUAGCUGAAUCCCAAGCCUCCGACCUAGAGCUUGCUCAAUUUAUGAAGAGUGGAUCAUCAUCCCUCCGCCUAGAACAGUUCAAUAUACCUGGAAGUCAUACCAAAUUGUACUGUGAUAUAAGUACGCCGACUUCCAGGCCAUUUGUACCCGCUCCCCUUCGCAGGCAGGUUUUCAACAGCCUGCACUGCCUGAGCCACCUAGGUGCGAACGCUAUCUGGCCCGGCAUCAGGAAAGAUUGCCGAGACUGGGCUAAAUCUUGCCUCGCCUGUCAACGUACAAAGGUAACCCGACAUGUGUCUUCUCCUUGGGGCACUUUCGCGUUGCCUCGUACGCGAUUCAGGCAAAUACACAUCGACCUUAUUGGUCCUCUCCCUCCGUCCAAGGGUUACCGAUACUGCCUGACUGUUAUCGACCGAUUUACUAGAUGGCCAGAAGUUGUGCCUUUAGUUGACAUAACGGCGGAAUCAGUUGCACAAGCUUUGCUGUUUCAAUGGAUUGCACGCUACGGUUGUCCUGAAGAAAUUGUCACAGAUCGCGGACGACAAUUUGAGUCCGCAUUGUUUCAAUUUCUGUCUAGGAUAGCCGGAUUUAAGCACAAGCGUACCACAGCAUAUCAUCCAGCUUGCAACGGAAUUAUUGAGCGUUUUCACCGUCAACUAAAGGCAUCGAUAAUGUGCCACGCCGAUAGCAGUUGGACUGAAUCCCUACCGUGGGUUCUACUUGGUAUCCGUAGUGCGUUUAAAGCGGACUUACAGACAUCGUCCGCCGAAUUAGUAUACGGCGAGCCCCUCAGGCUACCGGGUGAAUUCUUUGAACCCAGUUCAGAUGGCCCACAGGACAUCACUGAGUUCACUGCACGUUUGCGUAAAAUCGCUAAAAAUCUUCAGCCUGUACCAACAUCACGCCAUAGUACCGGCAAAACAUUUGUUUUUAAGGAUCUUGCCACUUGUGAUUAUGUUUUUCUUCGCGAAGAUGCUUCACGAGGUUCUUUACAACCAGUAUACACCGGUCCACAUAAAGUACUGUCACGUGACAACAAAGUGUUUAAACUACUGUUUAAGGGUAAAGAAGUCAGUGUAUCCAUAGACCGACUGAAACCGGCCUACAUACUCUCUGACAAUCACUCUUCACAACACUCAACUACCACUCCCUCACCAGUAUAUACUGACAUACCACGUACUACACGUUCAGGGCGCCGAGUAAAUUUUCCGGAUUUUUAUCGCCCAUAG
Parnassius mnemosyne (clouded apollo) is the source of this 1449-nucleotide messenger RNA. NCBI's taxonomy places the organism in Eukaryota, Metazoa, Arthropoda, Insecta, Lepidoptera, Papilionidae. The record is from the annotation of a GenBank genome assembly.